Messenger RNA from Caenorhabditis remanei, 2565 nucleotides. RefSeq lists its product as uncharacterized. The coding region runs from base 1 to 2565 and encodes 854 amino acids. The transcript is spliced from 9 exons. Gene Ontology annotation, biological process: cell differentiation; cell surface receptor protein tyrosine kinase signaling pathway; protein phosphorylation. The record is from RefSeq and is a predicted model, not a curated record. Gene Ontology annotation, molecular function: ATP binding; signaling receptor binding; non-membrane spanning protein tyrosine kinase activity. Lineage: Eukaryota; Metazoa; Nematoda; Chromadorea; Rhabditida; Rhabditidae. Gene Ontology annotation, cellular component: extrinsic component of cytoplasmic side of plasma membrane.
AUGGCUGCAUCAAAACAAAAGAAGCGUCCAGAAGAUAAAAAGGGGAAGAAAAAUACGAAACGGAAAGCUCGCAAAUCGAAACGUCCGCCAUCCAAAGAGAACGGUAAGAGGAAGGGGAAGCCAACUCGGAGAGCAUCGAAUGAAGAAUCGGAAAAGCCUAAAGUUGUUACACCAAAAAGACGUCGUCGAUCUGAAUGGAGAUGGAAGUUGAAACAAAAAGGAGGAAAGAACAAGCGAUAUAAUAGACAGGAUUGGUACUGGGGAUUGAUUUCACAACAAGAAGCUGAGGCGUAUCUUAAAGGUUCUCCUGAAGGAACAUUUCUGGUUCGUAGCCAGAUUGAUCGUGAAGAAGAAGUAGUGAUGUUAUCAGUAAUAUAUAGUGUAAAAGAGGGAGAAGCUCCAAAGUAUGAUCAUUUAAAAAUAUCAAUAAAAGGUGCAAAUUGGCAACUGGAAACGGAAACGGGAACUAAAACCGGCCCAAGUCAUAGAUCAAUUAUUGAGCUACUUGAUUACUACCACAAUCAGUUUAUUGGAAUGAAAUUUUUCGCAUUGAAAUUUCCAUUGAAACGUCCGGAUUGGUUUCUUAAAAGUCAUAAAAUAAUGACCUGCGGAGACAACUCUGUACUCGGAAGUGGUAACUUUAGUAAAGUUGUGAUUGGUGCUUUCCGUCGUCGUCUGGUUGCUAUCAAAAUCUUGACUUCCGACGGUGGUCGUUUUCAAUUAGAUCGAGAAAGUUUGAUGAAGGAGGCAACAAUAACGCACAAAAUGGAGCAUCCUCACAUCACAAAAGUUAUUGGGAUAUCAAUCGACACUCUUCCUCCGAUGCUUGUUAUGGAAUUGAUGGGACCAUCACUGCUAUCUCAUCUUGAAAAAUAUGGGAAAUAUACAACUAUAGGUGAGAAACUUCAUUAUUGUUUACAAAUGGCUUACGGAUUAAACUACAUGACUGAAAAAGGUAUUGUCCAUCGAGAUAUUUCUGCAAGAAAUGCAAUGUUCAGCCGAUAUGGAAUUCUGAAAUUAGCGGAUUUUGGUCUGUCUGAUUUCGCGGUCAACUUGACUGCUGUUAAUACUGCAAAAGCUGCGUUGCCUGUGAAUUGGUUUGCUCCAGAAUCUCUUACCACGCCUGCAGUAUUUAAUGAGAAAACUGAUGUUUGGAUGUUUGGAGUAACUUGUAAUGAGAUUUUUGGCAAUGGAAAACGUCCACUACCACAGUUCGAUUCACUGCCUCGCGGACAAAAUGUGGGUCAAAUCAUAGCAAAAUACAAAGAUGGAGAUAUUCUUCACGUCUUUCCGAAAUUUGUUCCCAAUGAAAUUCAGUCUCAAAUGAAGAGACUUUGGCUCCGGAAUAGUAGUGAGCGUCCCUGUUUCAAAGAAAUAGUUACCUCUCUUGAACUGUGGACGAAAGUUCAAUAUCCUGCACCUCCACUCGAAAGACAAACUAUCAAUAUGAUAUCAGAAUGUACUCCAUUAACACGAGCAGAGUACGAGGUACUUUAUAAUAAUAACUGUGAUUGGUUGCCAGCCGUGAGAAAAGUGAAAGUAAAAAAGGAGAAGAAAAAGACCAGUAAGCAUAGUGUUGUUGGAAGUAAAAAGAAUGCCCGAGGAACUUUGAAAGAGAUGAAGAAGAAACUUCGCCAAAAAAGGAAAAGAGAAAGGAUGAGGAUCAAAUUAAGGUGGUGGAGAGAAAGACGUCGAAACGAAAAACAAAGAAUUAAGACUCUCAUUGACUAUGAAAGGACGUGUCAAAAAAAGCGUCCAAAGCUAACGAUUGGAUACAAGAAGACUCGUGACGGUCAUGUAAAGUUAGUUGAUUUAUACGAAAAGUUGAUGAUAGUUCGAUGGAGAAAGAGAAGACCAAAUCGACAGACAAGAUUUAGACUUCGAAGACAUCGUCUCAUUAAUAAAAAGUCAAAACAUCCAGCAUCUCGAAAUAGAAAAUCAAUGAUAGGAAGAAAGAAAAAAGAGGAAAGGAAACGAGUGGAGGUCCCAAAGAUGCCAAAAAUCACGAAGCUUGUUGUCAAAAUAGGCCAGAAGAAAGUUGCUGGAGGAAAGUAUAAAAUGCUACCAACUCUGAAAAGAGGGACGUCUGCGAACCGAGGACAGAUGGAUCCAAAGGCUGAAAAGAGAAUGAGAAAGAUUAGAAAGAAGAAGAGACAUCUGAUGAGAAAACUGAUUGCGAGAAAGUUAAGAAAGAAGAGACGUGCUCUCAGAAGGCAACGAAGACGACAGACUCUCAGAAGACGUCAUCGUAGACAUCGGCUCGUUUUAAGAAAAAAAGCAUUGGGUGUUGAUCUGAGAGAGAGAAUGAGAAACUUGAAGAAAAGAAGACGUGAAAAGGCAAGAAUGAAAAACCGUUUGAAACGAGACAGACGAAUCGGGAAGGUGCUUCGUGAUUGGAGAAAAUUGAGACACAUUUUAUCAGAGAGACAAUUAAGUAGAGCUCUGAAAAAACAUCUGAAACGAAGCGAGAAACAGUUGAAAAGGAAUCCAAAUGAGGCGGGUGUACCGAAGAUUCGAACUCCUCAAAGUGGUAGAAAAAAGAAGAAAGUUAGAUCCGAACUUUGA